AUGGCCUUGUACUAUCGCAGCCGCCCGACUUCCCCGGCACUUUGUAUCGUAAAGGGGUUUUCUCUCGUGACCUUCUGUUUAACGCCUGGAGGUGUUGGCUGGACCUGCGAAGGCGAGACGGGGAACUCACCCACCUUGUUGCAGAAGGUCUGGUUAGCUGUUUUUUGUCCCACUUAUGCUGCCUAUCCGACGAAAGGGCGAAGAAAAUGGAAGAGUUCUCGAUCUCACGACUGCACCCUGGGGAGGGGGAGUUGCGGCAAUAGAAUUUUUUUUUCGGAUGGUGGUGCUCUUUGGGCGAGCCCCUCAGUAUACUCCACUGGCGUCUGUGUAAAUGCAUUUCAACCGCUGAUACCGCGCAGGGAACACAUGGCUCUAGGCACCUUCCCUCGAUGCACAGGGAAACCACCAGCAGCUUCUUCUAUGAAUAAAAAAAGCACCCAAGGUCUGUUCCUGGGCUCCGGACUCCCUGUUUCCAAUAAAUGCCCCACGCUUGGCCGUGAAAAGGCAGGCCUUGCCUCCCCAUGCGAGAGCAUCCUGUUGCCUGCCUGGAAGACGAAUGAUGUCUGCCCAUAUGUUCACUCAGAUAUUUGA
Messenger RNA from Trypanosoma grayi, 591 nucleotides. RefSeq lists its product as hypothetical. Lineage: Eukaryota; Euglenozoa; Kinetoplastea; Trypanosomatida; Trypanosomatidae. The transcript has a single exon. Bases 1 to 591 code for a protein of 196 amino acids. The record is from RefSeq and is a predicted model, not a curated record.